Dermochelys coriacea (leatherback sea turtle) is the source of this 1719-nucleotide messenger RNA. RefSeq names its product splA/ryanodine receptor domain and SOCS box containing 3 (gene SPSB3). Gene Ontology annotation, molecular function: protein binding. The record is from RefSeq and is a predicted model, not a curated record. Gene Ontology annotation, biological process: proteasome-mediated ubiquitin-dependent protein catabolic process. Bases 144 to 1316 code for a protein of 390 amino acids. Lineage: Eukaryota; Metazoa; Chordata; Testudines; Dermochelyidae. Gene Ontology annotation, cellular component: SCF ubiquitin ligase complex. The transcript has 8 exons.
GUUGCGGCCAAUGGCGCGGAAGGGGCGGUGCAGAGCGUGGAUUGUUUAUACCUUGGGAGGAGGGGAAAGUAGGUCAGAAGGAGAGCGAGGGGGCCUAGCUGCUAAACCCGCGCUGCGGAAUAGAUUAUCUGUAUCAAAACACCAUGGCACGACGCACACGCAACAGCAGGGCCUGGCACUUUGUCCUGAAUGGGGUACGCCGGGAUGCAGAUGCACGGGCAGUAGCUUUGGCCUCUGGAGCCCAUGGAUGGGGCUAUGACUCUGAUGGGCAGCACAGUGACUCCGACUCUGAGCCAGAGUUUCCUUCCCUCUCGCCCUCCAUCCCCAGCGCCAUCCCUGUGACAGGAGAGUCCUACUGCAACUGUGAGAACCAGAAUGAAACUCCGUACUGCUCCAGUCUGCACACCAUCCAUCGUGUCAAGGACUGCCAGUGUGGUGAAGAGGAUGAGUACUUUGAGUGGGUGUGGGAUGACAUGAACAAAUCGACUGCAACCCUCCUGACCUGUGACAACCGCAAGGUGAACUUCCACAUGGAGUACAGCUGUGGCACUGCUGCUAUCCGUGGGAACAAGGAGCUGGCAGAGGGUCAGCACUUCUGGGAGAUCAAGAUGACCUCUCCAGUCUAUGGCACUGACAUGAUGGUGGGAAUUGGGUCUUCAGAUGUGAAUCUCGACAAGUACCGCCACACAUUCUGUAGUCUGCUGGGCAAGGAUGAAGACAGCUGGGGACUCUCAUACACAGGAUUACUCCACCACAGGGGAGAUAAAAUGAACUUCUCCUCAAGGUUUGGCCAAGGCUCCAUCAUUGGGGUUCAUUUGGACAUGUGGCAUGGAACUCUCACUUUCUUCAAAAACAGGAAAUGCAUAGGAGUUGCAGCUACCAAACUGCAGAACAAGAAAUUCUUCCCCAUGGUGUGCUCCACUGCAGCCAAAAGCAGCAUGAAGGUGAUCCGCUCAUGCACCAGCUACACAUCGCUCCAGUACCUCUGUUGUUACCGCCUCCGCCAGCUGUUGCCCAACUAUGUGGAUACGCUGGAAGUGCUGCCAUUGCCCCCAGGUCUUAAGCAAGUUCUACACAACAAACUAGGCUGGGUGCUGAGUAUGAACUGUAGCACAUUGAAGCCUUCCACUUCUUCUUCCUCCUUGUCGGGAAGCGACUCAGAUAGCUCCUGCGGCUCGGAUGCAGAGGCAUGCCAAAGGAAGAGAUGCAGGAGGACGGUUCAAUGGGGCUCUGAUCCCCGCUGGGGCCUGGAGGUGGUAAUGGAAGAGUCACAAACUCCAAUCACAAAAUAUCUUGCUAGGCACUGUAUUAUCUGAGCCUUCACCUCAAUAAAAUGGCACAGAUGCAAAGAACUACCGCAAGGGUCAUCACAGAGUCAACAUUUGCCAACAAUUACCACAGCUAUCUCCAAUUGUAAGUACUGGAAAAAGAUUUUGGUUGUCUUAGAUACAAGCAUGCUAUAAUCACUAGCAAAUGCUGGCUUUUUGACAGCGACCACUAUAAGCAAGACAGAUGAAUGCUGACUUCGGCUUCAUUACAGAAAUGGCUGGGGAGUAGGGGAAAAUAUGUCUGUGAUGUUGCACUCCAUAUGAUUAUAUGAAAAUAUGCUAAUGAGUGUGAAUAUAAUGCAACUGAAAUAUGCUUCAUGCGAAAGGUAUAAUUACAAAUCUAUAAUCUACUGAGUGUGAUAUCUGAAACUAGAAAUAUAAAUUAUAACUC